UAUUGUUUCAAUGACAUUCGAAUUGUCAAAUUUCUAUUGCGUUAGUUUUUGUAUUUAUCAACAAUGCCUUUUAAAUCUGAUAAAGUAACAGUAGGAAAAGGAAAUCAUAAAUCUAAGGAAGAAGAACAAGAGGAAGAAUUUAUUGAUGAUUCCGACGAUCAGCUGCAAACAAUGGACCUGUUAGUUGUAUUAGAGCGGAACGCUACGACACCGAGCUUAAAAGUAAUUGACGAAGCUGCCGCUAGUGCAUUCGGUGAAGUCAAGGUUACAAGCUACGACAAGUUCUUCGUGUUGGAAUUCAGUAAUCGCUCGAAGGCUAGAAAGGCACUGAACGAAGGACUAAUGAUCAAUAUGGAGUACUUACGGUUUAAAACAAUGCAUUCGUUUUUAAAUUCAUUGAAUUAAAGUUUUCAUCGAAAAUUUACGUCGUCUUCUUAGCACCAGAUCGAAACAGCUGAGCUGCGGGGAAAUUUUUUUCAGACGCGAGCUGAACUGCGGUGGUAUAAAGGAAUAAUAGCAACAUGUUUCAAGACCCACACCUCUAUGUGAUCCAAGCAAAUUACUUGUGUGUCGUUAUGACUCCGACUCCGACUUCACGUCUCGGAUCGGGGACCUAGCCCACUCCCAGUUGAGGCUCUCUUAGAAGGUUAAGGUUUGACUUGUUGGUUUAAAUUGACUUCAAACCUUCAAGCUCUCCUUUUUCCCUUUGGCCCGUCAAGCCCACUCACAAACUUGAUAAACAAAUGCCGUAGCAUAUCUUUAUCCGUCUCUGAGCGAACAGCGCUGGGUCGCCACUCGAGUUGCUGACACUUAUAUACCUCUGCGUUUACAAAGGUAACUAACAACAACUGUUGCCGUUUGGUCUAACAGUCGGACUAGCUACUAUCAUUACUUGUAACUUGUCUCAAAAUUACCUUUUUCUUUCUUCUUCCUUACAAUACCUUACCGAUUCUUAGCAUAUUCCUCAUUCAUCCUCAGUUGUUAUUUCUUUCCAUUCUUUACACAUUCGUUCAUCCUUUUGAUUCCGCUUGCGCAUGCAUACAAUCACUCCAUUACAGA
Bradysia coprophila is the source of this 1059-nucleotide messenger RNA. RefSeq lists its product as uncharacterized. The record is from RefSeq and is a predicted model, not a curated record. NCBI's taxonomy places the organism in Eukaryota, Metazoa, Arthropoda, Insecta, Diptera, Sciaridae.